Sphaeroforma arctica JP610 is the source of this 3543-nucleotide messenger RNA. RefSeq lists its product as hypothetical. Gene Ontology annotation, molecular function: protein binding. The coding region runs from base 1 to 3543 and encodes 1180 amino acids. The record is from RefSeq and is a predicted model, not a curated record. The transcript is spliced from 14 exons. Lineage: Eukaryota; Ichthyosporea; Ichthyophonida.
AUGAGGGGGUGUCUAUUAGGCCUAUCGAGGGCGACCAGGCUUCGAUGUAUAGCGGUAAAGGAUAUGUUCUUAUUACCAGAAGGAAGUAUGCGAAUGCAGUCAUUAGAUAGACACGUUUUCAGGGAAGACAGUACACUAUAUAGUAGAAGCUUGCCGCACUUUGUCGACAAAAGAUUCAUGCACAGACAGAGAUGCAAUGCCAGCAGUGCGCAUAUUUCUCUGGCAACGCCUGUAAGUAGAGAUGGUGGAAUUAUCAGCCUAUUUGGCGAGGUGAUACAGAGAUUGAUAAAGAAAAGUCGAGGAAGGGGUGCAAGGGGUGUAUGCAUACGAGUACACGCACGAGACUACACAUACAGCGGUACACAUCUGCAUGCACAUCAUGCAGGCUAUGCACAGGAGCCUAUACGUUCAUUUGGUAUUAGGAAUGUACAUGCAAAAAGUAGUAUGCCUGGGGGGGUACAAACGAUUAAUAUAGCGCAUAUCAGACAACGUACAAUACCGCAGGCCGUGAAGCUGCACAUCCGCACACAUACCCACACACACAUGCCCACACAACCACAAAGCCGCACCUUCUCGUCAGCACACGUAGAGCAUAGGCGUGCAUGCAUAGUGUACCAGCCACAGCGACAACAGCGAUCACGCACUUCGCCGCAGGGGAGGAUGUAUCACACCGCUAGGCGCAAUAGAACACAGCAGGAGGCAUCGAAUGCAACUAUUUCUUACAGUACACCUACAGCCACACCAAUGAAUAAUGUAAGUACAAGCACAAGUGUUGGUGCAAGUGUGACUGAGGUCUCAGGGGUUGCAGCUGGGACAGACCCCUUAUUGUCUCAGGAAUGGAUUACAGGAUCUGCCCAGGAGCAGUCACAGGGGUACUCGGCGCAUAGUAGGGUUAAGAGGAAGGUGUAUACGAGUAUGCCGACACAGUCUAGGCUGCAGCGGUCGUUCCAUCUGCCAAUCACUACACUCGAUGUAUGGGAUGAGGCGUUGGCAGGGGCUAUACCACCAGCGUAUGCGGACGUGAAUUCGAUGCAUUUGGUUAUGUUUGAGGAAAAAGUGAACGAGGACAAGCUCGGUACUGGUGAGACGCCGUAUGGUGAAAGUUUAUCCGGGCUUGGAGUGGAGUUUGGUGAAGCCGGUACCAACUCUCACGAAAGCAAUAACACGGCUGAGCGUACAGAUAGCACUUGGACACCAAUAGAGUUGGCUGAUCCAGAUAAGGUGGAAUUAGUGACUGGUAAGGGCGGUGUCAUAGGGGGAAAUAUCUACAUCCCAGCAGCCAAGGACCAUUUGGAUACACACGCUUUAGCUACGGACCAAUCAGGUGCGAGCGUUUCAGAAACGGACCAAUCAUAUCCUAGCAUAACAACCACGGAACUACAGGACUUUGAGACUACACUCGCUCAAGUGUUAUCACAGCAAUCUUGUGAUGCUGAAACGCUAAAUCUGCUCUUUAGCACGAGCAUUUCGCCGACUCUUGAGUUGGAUGCGAACGCAAAGGCACAGCUGGUAGAACGGCUCUGCAGCCUGGUUUCUGAAAAAAAAGGAUGGAAAAUACCGCAGGAGAGCUACACCGCUAUAGCACACGCUCAAAUCUCGGCUGAUUCCAAACGUUUUGAUGCGCGGGAAUUUUUCAGCACGAUGCUAGAAAACGGGCGUAAACCGAGUACUGAACUUCUGGGGUCCAUGAUAAACGCGUAUUUGCCUCACUUCUCGUACGCCGAGUUGAUCGACACAGUGCGCGCCGCUGAGCAAUAUGGGUGCCAUGUGAGUCUCGAUGAUAUGCUGUCUGCCCUCAGACACGCACGGGAUAGUGGCGCGAAGUUUAGCGGGUUAGAUUUGUUUGCGACGGCAAAACGCGUCAGAGCUGCCCCUGAAGUCGUAUCUGAAGACAUUGCAGACAUACAUACUGAGACCAACGAAUUCGGUGCAAAUGUGCGCCAGGGUAACCAGGUGAAGCCCGUCGCCGAUGAUGCUGUGUCCACUGAAGUUGUGACGCUCCCAGCCAGUGCGUAUGCGGACGUUCUGUCGUUAUGUGCUGACACCAGUGAUGUGGAGAGAGCAGAUGAACUACUCAUGGAGAUGAGGAUCGAAGGCGUAAAACUGACUUAUGAGGUUGUAGAGGAAUUGCUUCGACUACACGUUGGCCUAGGAGACGUAAAGGCUGGUUUCGAUGUCUUCGCCAGAGCGGAGCACGUAGGACUGCCUCCGACUGUGGAUAUGUACAACGCAAUACUCAGCGUGUACACGGCACAGAACGAUGUUGACAUGAUAAAUCAUGUCUUGGGCAUGAUGACCAAAAACGGCGUCGAGACCAACGUUGUCACUACAAACUUGCUUUUGGGACUGAGUUGCAAAAAUGGUGACAUUGAACAGGCUUGGGAUAUUAUUAAUCAGCAGAGUGUUUCAGGACAAGCAAACCACAUUGGAUACCUCGAACUGGCAACAUACUAUAUUCAAGUUGACCAGCACCAAUCAGCCCUCGAGGUUCUGGGCGAGAUGGUCUACCAGAAUGUACCCUACGACUCUGUGCUGCCCCUGUAUCUGAUGUCACUGUACAGUGACGAAGCCAACGUAUCUAGACGCUUCGACGAUCAAAUGAACAUGUGGCGGUUUCUGACUGACAAUGGAUUUGAAGCGAACAAUAUAGCGGCCACUAUGUUGAUCCUGCCGGCCGUGGAGAACCGCAAUAUGCGCGGAGCCUUGCAGAAUCUGAAGAAACUAGAGGAACACUCCGUGCCCAUCGACGCUUACACCGUCGAUUUAUUAAUAGACGGGUGUGUAAGUGGGAUGCAUGCGAACCUGGUUAGGCAAGUGGUAGAUGUUGCAACCACACACAACCACUACAUCUCUGAAGGUAGUUACAAUGCUCUGCUUGAUAUCUGUCUUCGCUCAGCCGAUUCGCAGACGACAGGCUUUCUGCUUGAGAAUAUGAAGAGCAAUGGCUUUGAGCUACAGCCAUCGCAAGAGAUGCUUUUGCUAAAUCUGUAUGUCAAAGAAGACUCGCAGGCGUCUUUGGCCAGAACCACCGCAAUUAAGCAGUCUCUCGAAAACCGAGGAGUGCCCAUAGCCGAGUCUAUUUACAGCCUUCUAGCUGUGCGCCUGGCGAAGGAGGGACAAGUCAGCGAGUCCUUUGCCAUUGCACGGUCCCUACAUAAAAAGGGGUUCGACCCCGCAACAACGUACUCGUCCGUAAUCCAGGAGCUUUUGCAGCGGAAGGACAUCAAAUCAGCCAUUGAUGGCUUAAAAGAGUGUAUGACACUCAAGAACACGGACAAGCAUGCCGGCAGCGUACUCGACCAGGUGGUGGCACUAUUAGGCGAUCAGAACGACACCGCUACACUACAGGCGCUGCUCGGUGAGGUGUGGGCUAUGACUGACCUAACCACGCCAGCCACACAGAAAGCUAUGCCUGCGGUUUUGGCGCGUGCUACAAGCACAGGCACGUAUGAUGAGGUGGCAGAGAUGGCCUCAAGAAUGACUCAUAAUCUGCUCAACAAAGCCAGUCAUCUCGAUCCCUUCACCAAGGUGGGUGCUGCGUAG